Molecule: messenger RNA, 579 nt
Organism: Staurois parvus
Lineage: Eukaryota; Metazoa; Chordata; Amphibia; Anura; Ranidae
Source: the annotation of a GenBank genome assembly
GAGGGGCAGAGACACAAACUACUGCAGGAAAUCUCACCAUUGUGGGAGGGGCAGAGACACAAACUACUGCAGGAAAUCUCACCAUUGCUGGAGGGGCAGAGACACAAACUACUGCAGGAAAUCUCACCAUUGUGGGAGGGGCAGAGACACAAACUACUGCAGGAAAUCUCACCAUUGUGGGAGGGGCAGAGACACAAACUACUGCAGGGAAAUCUCACCAUUGUGGGAGGGGCAGAGACACAAACUACUGCAGGAAAUAUCACCAUUGUGAGGGGGCAGAGACACAAACUACUGCAGGAAAUAUCACCAUUGUGGGAGGGGCAGAGACACAAACUACUGCAGGAAAUAUCACCAUUGUGGGAGGGGCAGAGACACAAACUACUGCGGGGACAUCUCACCAUUGUGGGAGGGGCAGAGACACAAACUACUGCUGGGAAAUCUCACCAUUGUGGGAGGGGCAGAGACACAAACUACUGCAGGAAAUCUCACCCAUUGUGGGAGGGGCAGAGACACAAACUACUGGGGGGAAAUCUCACCAUUGUGGGAGGGGCAGAGACACAAACUACUGCAGGAAAUCUC